Molecule: messenger RNA, 1089 nt
Organism: Linum trigynum
Lineage: Eukaryota; Viridiplantae; Streptophyta; Magnoliopsida; Malpighiales; Linaceae
Source: the annotation of a GenBank genome assembly
UCUUUUUUGGUCAUUUCUUAUUCGUAGGCCACCACCAGAAUGCCAAAGUGGCGGAAGCAGUGGACAACCCAGUUGAGAGCAAAUUGAAGUCCACUCAACACGCUUCCAGUUUCAUCCGGAGGCUACGAGUUUCCAAUUUAUUAACGUCCGCUUUGGAAAAAUUGCAGUUCCAUAGUUUAAAAUUCUGCUCUCUCCCUCUUCGCUUUCUUGAGCCGCAGGCCGUACUUUAAAAACAAGAAAUCUGCUCUCUCGAACUCAAGGUAAUGUCGCUUCAAACUGACCCGUAGAGUGAGUCAUCCAUUGAGCAAGUUCUCCAUUGAGGGGGUUUUUUUUUUUUUUUUUUACUUCUUCUAUUAGAGUCAUUUAUCCAUCAGUCCGCCAACUUAUUUUCCCUCUAAACUUUAUCCUUUUUUGGUUGUGAGCAGUGACAACAGAGGAACUGAGGAACCAUGGCAGCUUCCCCCAUACUAUCAAUCCUCAUUUCCUUGUUCCUCAUCUUCACGAUAUCGCAUUCUCAACAAGACCCAACUAGUUCCCUCUCUUUCAACUUCACCGGCUUGCCCGAUGUUGCUUGCAACUCCGACAUCAAAACCUCGGGCAACGCUUCCUGCCUCGACUCGUCCAUCCUCACGGACAAUGGCACCUGGCACACCGGCCACGCCAUAUGCUCGUCGCCGACUUCACCAACAAUUCAUCUUCUCCGUUGAUGUUGGCCUCAACGACUCUCAUGGUGACGGCUUCGCUUUCUACCUCCAACCUCGACUACCAGAUCCCUAUUGGUCGCACCGGCAGUGUCAUGGGCCUCGCCUUGAACAACAUGUCUCUCAAAUCCUCCUCCAACCCAUUUGUCGCAAUCGAGUUUGACACCUUCGCCAAUGAAUGGGAUGUCCCGCACGUCGGCAUCGACAUCAACUCCGCCAUCUCCGUUAAAACUGCUCGCUGGAUGGCAACAUCUUGGAUGGACGUCGAUUGAACGCAACAAUCACUUACAAUUCUGCCUCUUUCUCUAGUGCUUCAUUAAUGAUUCUUUUUUGGGUGUCCCAUCCUUCCCUUUUGCUGUUGUAUGGAAAAGAAACAUCCCCUUCAAGA